GAGCAGGCCCACGGUCUUCGUCCUCAAUCUUGAUGAAAACGAGAUAUAUCAAGGGCUCUUUGAUGCGAUCUACUCUGAUCUGAUCGAAUCACUCGCCUCGAAAUACCGAGUCCAGCGUGCACGCAAGCAAGAUGCCGCCUAACGAUACUUUGCGAACUCUGAGAACCGUCCCAUCGCUGUUCUGGCGGUCGACCCCGGGGUUCUGAAAAGGGCGAACUCAUCGGUCUUUGACCAACUGAAGGCGUACGUCUCAAAAGGCGGUGUUGCAUUGUUCAUGGCGUCUUUCAGCAGCUUCGUUACGCUCGAUGAAAUGAACAACUUUUGGGGGAAAUGGGAGCUUGGCUGGAAGAGGGGUGACUAUCUCCGCACUGACGUACAUCUCAAUAGGGGUAUGGCAUCCAUUUCCCUGGCGAACUUGCCUGGCUCCUACAGCCAGAAGAGUCUCUUCUUGAAAAACGUCGUUCCAGGGGACUCCAUGUACAAACCCGGGGCUGACUCCCAACUCCAGUCUCGUGUCUUGCCACCGGAACCCGUUCGCCAGGGGCAGGCUGCGGUUGCUUUCACCAAGGUCUCCCAGGGUUGGGUGGGAUACAUCGGGGAUGUCAAUAACGAGGACGGGUCACAGAAGGUGGUUAUGGAGGUGUGCAGGUUCGCGGCGGACAGGGCAGGCUCGAUGUAGUGCAUCUACAGACGGACUGAACCGCUAAAAGCACGUAUCCCAGGUCAGCGUUAUCAGAUGAAUGAAGCUGCACGUAUUGCGAAUCGGAACAAACAAGAAGCAUG
This is a messenger RNA of Eremomyces bilateralis CBS 781.70, 783 nucleotides long. RefSeq lists its product as uncharacterized. The transcript has 2 exons. The record is from RefSeq and is a predicted model, not a curated record. Bases 275 to 679 code for a protein of 134 amino acids. NCBI's taxonomy places the organism in Eukaryota, Fungi, Ascomycota, Dothideomycetes, Eremomycetales, Eremomycetaceae.